Molecule: messenger RNA, 1098 nt
Organism: Rotaria sordida
Lineage: Eukaryota; Metazoa; Rotifera; Eurotatoria; Philodinida; Philodinidae
Source: the annotation of a GenBank genome assembly
AUGUUUACAAUUCGUCAUUAUUCAAAACGAUUUCUAACACGUUCAAUUAUUUUUCGUCCUUUAUCAGUUGGUAUUACUAAUCGUCAAAAAACUAAUGAAGAAUUUCAACCAACAAUAAAUUUAAUUAAAGAAGAUCUUCAUUUAAUUAAUCGUGAUAUUUUACAACAUUUGGGAUGUUAUGAAGAAGAAUUAAAUGAAUUAGCAAAAUAUCAUUUUGAUACUAAAGGUAAACUUAUUCGACCAAUGAUUAUAUGUACAAUGGCAAGAAGUUUUAAUCAACAAGAAGACAAUUUCCUACAUGAAAAUCAACGAUCUAUAGCUACACUCGGAGAAAUGAUUCAUACAGCUAGUUUAAUUCAUGAUGAUGUUGUUGAUUCAAGUGAUCGACGAAGAGGUAAACCAGCUGCUGCUCUUCAAUGGGGACCAAGAAAAGCUGUAUUAGCCGGUGAUUAUAUUCUUGGUAUAGCAUCGAUAGUGCUUGCACGUAUUGGUAAUAGUGAUGUGAUAUCACUUCUUUCACGUGUUAUUCAAGAUCUUGUUCGAGGUGAAUUUAUGCAAUUGUCAACAAAAGAAAGUGAUGCUGAACAGUUUCAAGAUUAUUUAAAUAAAACAUUUUGUAAAACAGCAAGUUUAUUUGCAAAUACAUGUAAAGCUGUUGUAUUGUUAGGAAAUCUUUCAAAUAUUAAUAUAAAUCAAUUAGCUGAUUAUGCUUAUGAAUUUGGUAAAAAUUUUGGUAUGGCAUUUCAAUUAAUCGAUGAUCUACUUGAUGUAACAGCAACCGAUGAUGAUCUAGGAAAACCAGCUACUGCUGAUUUAAAAUUAGGUUUAUCAACAGCACCAGUGCUUUUUGCUAGUCAACAGUUUCCAGAAUUACAAACUCUCAUAUUGAGACGUUUCUCUGAAUCGGGUGAUAUUGAACGAGCUUUGGAAUUAAUUGAUCAAAGUGAUGGCAAAGCUCGAACAUAUCAUCUUGCUGAACAAUAUGCAAAUGAAGCUUGUCGUAUACUAAAUAAUUUUCCACAAUCAUUGAAUGGAUCGAACAGAUUUCUUAAAUUCUUAAUAUAUCUUACUCAAUCGACAUUAAAACGUCGACAUUAG